UGCCCUGAAACAUGGCUGCCGCUGUGUGGAGCUGGACUGCUGGGAUGGAGAUAAAGGAGAGCCAGUCAUCUACCAUGGACACACUCUCACCUCCAAAGUGCCCUUUGUCGAGGUCAUUCAGACCAUCAAUGACUAUGCUUUCAAAGCGUCCCCCUACCCUCUGAUCCUCUCCCUGGAGAACCACUGCUCCGUGGAGCAGCAGACGGUGAUGGCCCGACACCUGAGAACCAUCCUGGGGGACAAACUGCUCACCAAGCCCCCCGAUGGUUUGGACCCUCACAAGUUGCCUUCUCCAGAG
Molecule: messenger RNA, 298 nt
Organism: Notothenia coriiceps (black rockcod)
Lineage: Eukaryota; Metazoa; Chordata; Actinopteri; Perciformes; Nototheniidae
Product: 1-phosphatidylinositol 4,5-bisphosphate phosphodiesterase delta-3-A-like
Exons: 2
Biological process (GO): lipid metabolic process; intracellular signal transduction
Cellular component (GO): plasma membrane
Molecular function (GO): phosphatidylinositol-4,5-bisphosphate phospholipase C activity
Source: RefSeq, a predicted model, not a curated record